UGCGGCUGCGAUUCGGGUCUGGGAGUCCGAACCGCGGGUGAACUUGGGCGCCGCGUUCCGGGUGACGGAGCGGGGAUGGUGAGCGCGAGCUGCUGCUCCUGACCCCGCUGCGCCGCCGCCGCUCCUCGGGCUGCCGAGCUCGGGCCCGUCUCUCCCCUGCCCGCCCGCGGGUGAACCUGCAGGCUCCUUGCCCACCCCGAGGACUUUUUUUUGAAAGGAAUCAAGGGAGGGAGGGAGAGGGAAAGAGGGAGAGAACGAAGGGGAGCUCGUCCAUCCAUUGAAGCACAGUUCACUAUGAUCUUACUCGCCUUCAGCACUGGAAGACGGGUGGAUUUCGUGCAUCACUCGGGGGUGUUUUUCUUGCAAACCUUGCUUUGGAUUGUGUGUGCUACAGUCUGCGGAACGGAGCAGUAUUUCAAUGUGGAGGUUUGGUUACAAAAGUACGGCUACCUCCCACCAACUGACCCCAGAAUGUCGGUGCUGCGCUCUGCAGAGACCAUGCAGUCCGCCCUAGCGGCCAUGCAGCAGUUCUAUGGCAUAAACAUGACAGGAAAAGUGGACAGAAACACAAUUGACUGGAUGAAGAAACCUCGAUGUGGUGUACCUGAUCAGACAAGAGGUAGCUCCAAAUUUAAUAUUCGUCGAAAGCGGUAUGCAUUAACAGGACAGAAGUGGCAGCACAAACACAUCACAUACAGGUAUAAAAAUAAUGACAAUGUUCUCUCAGUUAGAAAUGACUUAUUUCUCGUAGCAGUUCAUGAGCUGGGACACGCUUUGGGACUGGAACAUUCCAAUGACCCCACUGCCAUCAUGGCUCCAUUUUACCAGUAUAUGGAAACAGACAACUUCAAACUUCCUAAUGAUGAUUUGCAGGGCAUUCAGAAGAUAUAUGGUCCACCUGACAAGAUCCCUCCGCCUACAAGACCUCUACCGACAGUGCCCCCACAUCGCUCCAUUCCUCCAGUGGACCCAAGGAGAAAUGACAGGCCGAAGCCUCCUCGGCCUCCCACUGGCAGACCUUCCUAUCCUGGAGCCAAGCCCAACAUCUGUGAUGGCAACUUUAACACUCUAGCUAUUCUUCGCCGUGAGAUGUUUGUUUUCAAGGACCAGUGGUUUUGGCGAGUAAGAAACAACAGAGUGAUGGAUGGAUACCCCAUGCAGAUUACUUAUUUCUGGCGGGGCUUGCCUCCUAGUAUCGAUGCAGUAUAUGAAAACAGUGAUGGGAAUUUUGUCUUCUUUAAAGGCAACAAAUACUGGGUGUUCAAGGACACAACUCUGCAACCUGGUUACCCUCAUGACUUGAUUACUCUUGGAAAUGGAAUCCCUCCUCAUGGUAUUGAUUCAGCCAUUUGGUGGGAAGAUGUUGGGAAAACCUAUUUCUUCAAAGGGGACAGGUAUUGGAGAUAUAGUGAAGAAAUGAAAACCAUGGACCCUGGCUAUCCCAAGCCAAUCACAGUCUGGAAAGGGAUCCCUGAAUCUCCUCAGGGAGCUUUUGUGCACAAAGAAAAUGGCUUUACUUAUUUCUACAAAGGAAAGGAGUAUUGGAAAUUCAACAACCAGAUACUCAAGGUAGAACCUGGAUAUCCGAGAUCCAUCCUCAAGGAUUUUAUGGGCUGUGAUGGACCAACAGACAGAGAUAGAGAAGGACACAGCCCACCAGACGAUGUAGACAUUGUCAUCAAACUGGACAACACAGCCAGCACUGUGAAAGCCAUAGCUAUUGUCAUUCCCUGCAUCUUGGCCUUAUGCCUCCUUGUAUUGGUUUACACUGUGUUCCAGUUCAAGAGGAAGGGAACACCCCGCCACAUACUGUACUGUAAACGCUCUAUGCAAGAGUGGGUGUGAUGUAGGGUUUUUUUUCUUUCUUUUCCAGAAGUUUGUGGUAACUUGAGAUUCAAGACAAGAGCUGUUAUGCUGUUUCCUAGCUAGGAGCAGGCUUGUGGCAGCCUGAUUCAGGCUGACCUUCCAAACCAGAGGGUUGCUGGUCCUGCACAUGAGUGGAGACACACUCAUGGGGAAGAUUACAUGAUGCACAGUUAUCUGCCGUUCUUCAGUCCUUUGUCUUUCUUUGUCAUGCAGUUCUAGGCCUUUCCUCUGCACGUUCAAUGCCCAGUAAGAUUUCUGGAUUACCUAAAGAAGAGGAAAAAAAGAAGAAGAAAAGAUGCUUCUUAAAGGAUUUUAAUAUUAUUUACCUUCUGAAGUCUGAUCCCAUUUCUGGGAGAGAAAAAAUAAAAAGAAGCAAAACAGAAAACCCAUAAUUUUUUUUUCUUUUUUUUUUGCUUUAAAGCAAAGGAAAAAAAUUCCACAAUUGAACUUUCAGGAAAGUGUGAAGACCCAAAACAGCUUUGUCUCCAAAGAAGAUAGCUCUGUGACUGCUAUGGAUAGUCUCCUGCACAUCACUUUGUCAGGUGGGAGAUCUGGAAUACACAUGCAGGACUUCAGACUGUUGGGACAGCCAUUUUCCAACAAACAAGGGGCCAAAAUAUCUGCAAUAUAGUAACAGCCUUAAUAAUACAUCCAUUUUUCAUUUUCUACAGCUGUUCUCAGCUAUGUCCUCAAUGUUUCAUCACAUUUAUAUUCAUAGCUAUAUUCAAACAGGAUCUUUUAAUUGUUUUGAAGUGUUUCUAAUCCCCUUCUUGCCACCAGACCCCUACAUCAUUGUGAUAAUCUGCCCAGGUUGUAUUAGGCCAUUGCCCCAGGCCUUCCAUGGGUCUGUCAGGAAUAUUCAUUACAAAGCAGAGCAAAAAGCACCAUGUCCUGAGGUAGAUUACAGUGACAGUCAUAUUAUAAGGAUCGAUGACUCUUGUAAUACAUUGAUGUAACCCUUUGAGAACUAUCAGACCUGCUUUAAGAGUCUUAUUAUCCAAUUAGAACUAGGCAAUGGUAAAACAAUCACAGGUUGAAGAAGUUCUGGCUUUUAUAACGUAUUCUCUGAUCUCAUGUAAUUCUUGGGUGAUUUACAGCAGUAAAUAAAUGCAUUUAUAACAAACAGAUAUGGUGUUACUUGCCAAACAUUUUCUGGCAAAUAAAAGUGAUAUUUUGUUAACAGUACCUUAUAAGAGUAAAAUUUUAUUUCAACAACUGGUUAUAAUAACCUAAGUCUUUUUUCCCUUAGACAGACUGUAUUUUUAUUUUAAAAUGCAUUGCAUGAAAAUUGAAUUUACCUUGGUACAAUGCAGUCAACAUUGCCAUUUAAAAAUGAAUUAAAAUGGUGACUCUGAGAUUGCAUGAAUGUCCUCCAGUGCAUUACCUAUUGCAUGUCAACCAUAGUUCUCAAAGGGUUAGUGUAGCUUCUGGCAUUUAGCCAUCCAUUAGGUCACUGACAGAGCCAAGAGAUCACCAAAGCAUUUCAUUGUUGAGUGUAAUUUGUCCAAACAACAGUAUUGUCAUUUUCAUGUGACCUGUAGAGCAGGUUUGUAUCAAUAUUUUUUUCCUAGAGAAAAGUCAGCAACUGACAGACCUCUUUAUUGAUUUUUAGGAGCUGCUUCUUGCAGUGAAAGGCUUUACAGCCACUGGGCUGUGAACUUAUUAGAGAUGGUCAGAAGGAAUGCACCCCAUGAGUCAGACAUUGGCUUUGUGUGAAAGCCAGCUUUUGAGGGGAUUAGCUUUUGAAACAAUGAACAGCUUGCCUUGAACUUGAUUAUUGAUCUGUUGACUGUCAUUAACAACAACUUAAACAUUGUCUUCUGUGAAAAUUUUCCUUGAAGAGUCCUGUUCUAUGUCUUUGCCCUUUGACUUUUAACUUGAAAACUGGCACAAACUGAGGAAUUCUGUUGUGGCUUCUCUAUCAGAUGGUGAAUUGUUCUCUAAAACCUAGUCAGCAGGAGCUGUUUCCCUAGAGUGGAGAGAGGAAGGGUGUUGACAGUGCAUCUGCGGGUGAACACUUUGCUCCUUACAUGCACACCCUCAAAAAUGCCCUAUAGGUAGAAGUGACUCUUAUUUUCCUUUCAUAUAAUUUCAAGCCUAAGUUCAUCAUUUUAGUACAAAUUAUAAAAACUAUAGGGAAAAAAACCUCAAAUACUUGAAUGGCCAGUGUGGCUUUUAUAUAAAGCAGGAAUUUUAUACUAGUGAAAAUUUCUUACUCAUUUGCUAAUACACAUUUCCAGAUGAUUUUUAAUGAGUGUAGGUAUACAUUCUUAUUUGGAAAUGGAUAGUUUGGCUGCCUUGAAUUUAUAUUUAUACUCAACAUUGCAUGAAAACUAGAAUGCCUUUUGGUUAAACUACAUGUUUAUGACUUGGUUGGGGGAAAUAUUUUCUAAUCAUGGGUGGCAUGCUGGAAAGCCUUGCAGAUUGAUAUUUCUUACAAUCUGAGCAUACUGUAAGCCUAAGAAUUAAAAAAGAACACAUAGCAAAGAGGAGUGGCUUCACAGCAAAACAUUAUGCCAUGCAGACUGCAUUUUGACAAGAUAUGAAGAUCAUGAAUGUGAGGGCCACGAAAGCAAGGAAAGAGAACCAGAAUCAACCCUGUAGCUUUACUUCAGUGCUUCCAUUCUAGAUGAUCCUGGUAUUAUAAAGAGUUAAGUCAUUACUGCUGAGCAUAGAGGAGUUUAUAUAUAAGCUUGUUUAUGUAGUGUUUGCUUGUGGGAGGGUUUAAUCCUUUCAGGACUUCGAUGUCAAAAAAGAAAAAGACUAUAUUUUGCUAAAGAUAGAAAUGAGGAACUGUGUCAUUUUGGGACAUGUGCAAAUCAUUGAGGAACUCCAUCAACCUGCAUUGAAAAAAUUUUUUUCUCUAAACUGAGAAACAGAAUAAGCAAUCUAUUUCCUCUAUUCAUUCAUCACAGUAUCCUGAUUCAUCACAAGACUGUAAGUAUAUAAGGGCUAGAAAAUAAUCAUAGCAUUAAGAAAGAAGGUGUCAGUCAUUUUGCUUGAAUUCUGGUAAAAGUCAUGGAUGAGUUUUGGGUCAUAUUUACUUAAAUAUGAGAAGAGUUUUUGUGCAAUAAGAAAAAGCAUAUAAGGUUGUUCUGACUGGGAUGUUUAUCAGACUAAGAAUGCAAGAAAAAAGAAAAUAAUAAGUACAAUGUAAUCACAAACACUGGAAUUUCAUUUCUUUAUUGUAUACCAGGCAUUUUAUGAGUAAAGUUGCUGCCUCCUUUUCCACUUGAGAUUUGGAAAAAAGUGUCAGUCCUAAGAGAAUAGUGAAAGGGAGAGUAACCGAUUGACCUAGAAAUGAGAAUAACAAAAAACAAUAUAGAAUAGAUUUAUGUGGGUCCACAAUGUACUACAUCAGUUCAGUAUCAGUAGAGACAUGCACCUACCAAACAGUUUUCAUCAUCUCAUCACUAGAAAUAUAAAAGUUCAGACCUAGGGUUUGCCAAAGAAAAUGAAAACAUACUCAUUCUCACACAAAACAAUUUUUGCUUCAUUAUUUCUUAAUAUCUAAUAUAAACACAAGUUUAAACCAGAUAGUUAUAUACAUAAAGUGACUACAUAGUUCAUAAUUUUAAUGAAAUAUUGUUUUGUACAUUAUUAACUGAACUGAAUGGAAUAUUAAAAUAGUUAAUCAGCUUGAAAUCUCUGUGAAGCAGUAAUUUCACACCAGACCAUUGGAAAAGUUUGUAAAUUUAACUAUUGGCUUAUUUCAGAACAAAAUGUCUGUGGACAUGGCAGCCAUCACAAGCAAAUAUAAAUGCCUUUUAGAAUUGCAAAGAUUACAUAGUGAAAAUAAAGAACAUUAUGUGACAACUUCUGCUAUCCAAGAGCAAGACUCUUCUGAAUCAUAUGUAAUAAGUUACUAAGUAAUGAUUACAAAAAAAUUAUCAAGUAAGAAAGGAUACAGGCUGAUUUAUUGAAAUAAGCAAAUGUUACAUUUAUUAGUCAAAUUGCCUAUAAUCUUUUCAUUGAUACAUAAUUUGGCUUUUCAUAUACUAUGUACUUCUUUCCUUUCUGUGUGAUUUUAAAACACAAUAUAAUGGAUAAAAACAUUACCCAAACUUCACUGGUAGUUCCAAUAUAUGAAUGAUGGUGUAUAUACUGAAUCCUAGGGAUAAUCAUGUAAUAUUUGCAAGUGAUACAUAUUGUGUUGAUAUCUCUAAUAUGGUAUAAAUACAGACCCGUGCUUUGUGGCUCUUCCAGUAGAAUAACCAGUGUGUUCUUAUUGACUAAACUCAGUGUGCUGUCUGAAGAGGAAUGGAUAUUAUAUACAAAUAGACUUGUUAAACAAGAGUCAUGAAAAUGAUCUUUUUAAAAAGUUUUUGGAAUUAUUUCCAAAAACUAAUAAAGGUCGUGAUUUAUUGAUAAGCUUUGAGUCUGUGAAAUUGUAGUAUAUACUAAAGCAAUCUUGUGGAUGAUGAUUAGAUCUUUUCAGCAAACAAAGCAAAAAGUUUGGGUUUUUGUUUUUUUUUUUUUUGGUACCGGGGAUCAAACUCAGGUCCUUGCGCUUGCAAGGCAGGCGGCGGAACCACUGAGCUAAAUCCCUGGCCCUAAAAAGUUUGUUUUUUGAUGUUCUUAAGAGCAUAUUACAAAGUGUCACAGAUGUCAAACAGAACAUGCCAUCUAACCAAAAAUGUAAAACUCAGAUGACCUUUUACAAAUAGCUGUAAAUACAAUCUCAGCCAAAACAUGAGAUCACAGAAUGUGUCAAGUCAAAUCAUACUGAAGAAUCUAACCAUCCUGUUGGAUUUUAUGUACCUUCAUGAUACUGAUUUAUUAUGACCACAGGAAAUGAGUGCCAGAAUAUAAGUAUCUACCUUACGGGUUCCAUCUUGCCUGAGAAACAGCCAUAUCUACAUCAGAAAACUAUAAACAAUUAUCCUUUAAAAAUUAGAAUUUUAUGUAAUAAAGCAACAGCAAGGGGUAGUAUCAUAACAUUAAUAUGAGAGCUAAAUAUUUAAUAAAUAACUGCAGUAGAGGAGGAGGAAAAGAGUCUUGUAAAAUAGACACAUUCUAGCACUGUUUAAUAAUAAAACUGGAAAUUUUACCUUAGCAAGUAUAAAAACAGUGAAAAAUGCACCUUCAAGCUCUUCUCACUAGUGAUAUAUCAAUGUAUAUAUUUAGCCAGUGGUCAUUAGAUAUUAUCUUCCUAAACACAUCUGAUACUCAUGCAUUGCCUUGGCCAAAAAAUGUCAGAAGUAGGUGUUCUGUAACCUCAACUGGAAAGAUAUAUAAUGUUAGAAUCCCUGAGCAAAGCCAUUCCCUAGGAUAGAAAUUUACCUCGAUAGUCGUAUAAUACAAAACACUUGGCAUAGUAGCAAAAAAAGUUGCCUUAGUGUUCUAGUCUCAUCUGAUUGUAAUCUUUGACUUUAACAUAACACUCAAAUCAUUUCUCAUGUUUCCCCAUUUUUGUAAUUUUGAAGUGAUUCUGAAAUAGUUCAGGUCAGAUUAAUAAUGUCCAAUUACAAACAUCUUUUUCAAUAUGUGUAUACUUUGAAAUUUAAGCCAAUAGUAUAGAAAGCCUAAAAACAAAUGCUGAUUUGGCAUAUUGCAGAAACUGAGGGAAAAAUACAGGUGAUAUCAUGAAAUUCCUGACAAUUUUCUGGUAGAAGGCAAAAGUAAUAGCCUUCAAUUUUGAAGAGAACUGUGAGCUUAUAACUAAUGGGACAUAACACACAUCCUUUUUUAGAACAAUGAUAAUUCUUUAUACCAAGUAAAAAUGUAAGACCACAAGAACCUUAGUGCUAUAACAAAGUCUUCACAGGCAUGCAUAACUAAUACUUUUCAAGAAAAAUGAGGGCAUAACCAGUAAUUCAUAGUCAGUACAUGAUAUGUACAAAAAGUUAUACAUGAAAAACAUUUAUAUAUGGAGAUUUUUAGGGAUUCUAUGCCUUUUGAAUUUAAAGAACAGUAUGUCUUCAAAUUUUUCUUACACUAAGACUGGUAAUAAUCAAGUUUUACUCAAUGUGUCCUUACAUUAAAGGGCAUGCUGGGCAGUGUAGGAACACAUGUCAUAAAUUUGAAUGUCAUGCUGAUUCACAAAACUUUGCCAUGUGCUCUGCUAUAGAGCUAGAUUUAUAUGCCCUUAAGAAGGGAAAAUAUCAGUUCAAUAUAAAUAUGAAAAUAUGAUAAUUCUAACAUGUUAGGUCACUCAGCUUCAGAACAAGAGGUCAUUAACUUUUAAUUCACUUAGAAAAACUGGAGAUGAUGAACAAGAAUGAAAUGAUAAACAUUUUGACUAAUGAAGAUGUAUAUUGACUAUUUUUUUCACUUCCUUUUAUCCAUAGAAAAAAGCAUUAGUUUCCAUUGAGACAUUUCUGUAGCUCUUGGACUAUAGUUAGAAUGAAUCCCAGGCAUAGUAUUUUUGGAAACUGGUGAUUUUAUACAUGCCUUAUAUAUGAUGAAGCUUUGGUCAGACGCGACUGCAUGGUAGGAUGCUUCUUCCUGGUAUAAGACCUGAUGCUGCUUGUACUUGCCACCUUCUAUGCGAAUGUAUGUCGCUACAUUGGCCUGUCUCGCCAAGAUAGGGAUGAAUAAAGCCUGGUGUGAGCUAUCUGCUUGAGAAGUCAGUAGGAUGCAUGUUUGUUUGCGGUCCUGUAAUGUCAAUUUGAACUUGUUCCCUCUAUAUUUUAACAGCCCAGUUUUUGAGAUUAAACACACUUUGCUUGAAUGAAUGAUUUUUAUGUGAUACAAAAUUAUCCUUAAUUCAAUGUCAUAAUUUCUUUGCUCUCACUGGAAUAAUAUCACAGAGGCCACAUUUCUUUUUACUGUCUUCUCACAGCUUUUCAGUAUAUACAAUUGCUUGCAUAAAUUGAAUUUUUAGUCUUUUUUGUCAUGCACUUCUUAUCUGUUAUGGAAUCCAUUAUUCCUUUCUAUAUUCAUAAAUACAAACUUUGACAAUCUUACUUGACUUUCAAACCAACAUAGUUUCCAAACAAAGGUGAGCAUAUGCCUGGUUUUUCUGCUUCUUUGAAUCAGAGAUCAUUAUUUGUUUGCUUUCUGUUUGUCACCCAAAAAUAAGAUAGUUUGGAGAGCUAACCUGAAUUGAACAGCAUUGUGCAUUAGAAAUAGUUCCCAGGAAAUAUGUUUUUGUUCCUCAGUAUUUUCCUGCAGAAAUUUCAUGCAAAGACUAUUCCUUGUACAUUUCACAUGUUCCUGUAUCUUUCAUUAGUUUCUAACUUUUAUAGAGCUAUUCCUUGAGAAAAGUGAAAUGCUGAGUACAAUGGCUGUUGCCUCCUGAUAAGGCAGCUAAAGAAAUUUGUUUUUGGAGAGUAUAUCUUAAAUAAUUAUAUAGUAAAAUGAAUACUAUAAUAUAGUGUUCAGUUUAAAGUACGUGAAGACGUGCAUGCCUAAAGCCUUGAGUCUUUGAUCUGUUCUCUUUACAUAUAAAUUACAUAUAUACUAGAAAGAGAGCUAGAAUAAAAGAAUUAGGAAUAUUAUAGCAGCAGCUUUUUGCUGCUUUGAUUUUGACUGGAUCAGCAUUUCUAUUGUGGACCUCUAUUUUCAGGGGUUUUAGAGAGUUGGCCAUAAAAAUUUGCUUUGCUUUAAGCUUAAAAGUCUUGAAAGAUUUUUUGUUUUAGGUAUCUAAUUUUAAACAAAUAUGUCUUUCUUUUAUAUUACAGUAAAGAAAUAAAUGGAAUUAUUAGUUCAAUUUUGUGCUAAUAUCUUUUAAUAAACAUAAUUUUGAAACAAAACCAAAAUCAAAUUAGAUCAUGGUUUGUUAAUUUUAAAAAUUUAAUAUUGUUGACAUUGAGAAAUUUGCCUGCUUCAUCAGUAUAGUUACCUAUCUUUAAGAUGUUUGAAAACUUGUAUACCUGUAUUAACAUUAUCCUGAUUCCAGUAGCGGAUCAGUAUGAUAAUGAGUGCAGAUUUGUGACAUGCUUACGAUUUAUCUGGUAAUAUAGAUUUGGAAAUAUAUAGUAUAUAUAAUACAUAUAUAUUUACUAGAUAGACUAAGGGGAGAAAGCUCCUAUGAAUUUAGUUUGUCAAAUAAAUACCAUAUAUUAAAGAAAUUGCACAGACAUUUAUAUUUCAGAGUCUGAAUGAGAUGCAAGUAAUUGCAAAGGAAAGUUGUCUCUUGGGAUAAACAAUAUACAUUUUAUAGCUUCUUAUAAAAAUCAUUUUUCCUUCCUAUAUUGUGGUUGUGGAAAAUUAAAAGAAUUAAAAUUAAUACAGACUUUGUUUUAAAUAACAUUAAACUGUGAAGCAGAGAGAAAAACGCCAGGAAAUUAAAAAUUUAGGCCAUUAUUUUGUGGUUGUUUGAAAAUACUUUAAUUUCUCCUGAUGUUUGAGUUAUGAUGAAAGUAUUAAAAUCUAUCUUCAAGUAUCUAGAUUACUCACAUUACAUUACACUCUUUCAUCAAGUUUGUUUUUUAUAACACAUAGUUUUCUAUGUGCAAGGAAUGAAAUAUUGCCUUUUUUGCUGAAUGAGUUCUAAGAUUUCUAAGUCGUGAGUUCUGGAGUUCUUCUCACACAGGAUUCUAUACAUGUCUACCAUCUUAAAUCUGGAUAUAUAUAUGUGUAUAUAUAUACACACACACAUAUAUAUAUAUGUUUUUUCCAGACAGCUUCUACUGACAAACACAAAGUUCGUUUGUGUGCAAAUACAAGGCUAAUUAAAUGGUGCUAAAGUGUAUUAUGACUGUCAGAUAUAAUCAGGCAAAAUUUUGUGGUGCUUAAAUUAAUUUUUUCAUUUAUUUUUCAUUGAUCAGUGCAUUGAACAGUGUUUAUUCACAAGUUGUCUUUUAUUAGUGAAUCAAGGCCUCAUAGCACAUUGUUAAAUAAAAUGGUUUGAUUAGUGUGUGUAACAGCUCACCAAGCUAUUAUCUCUUAACUCCUUAUAAUGUUGUGUCAUUAAAGGUCAAGGGGCCAUGCUAUUAAUCUCAUUGCUUUAGAACCAUUAACACAACUGAACAUUUUCACAAAGUACUUAUGUUUACAAUGCUAUAACCCUUUGACUGCUGCGGCAACCUUUAACCACACAUGUCCCAAGCUAGAAUCAUCAGCAUGGUUCUUGCCAUGGCAAUCAAAGAGUUAAGGGCUGUGCAGUGAUUUGUUUUGUAUUUAUUAAUUUAUAUUUAUUUCAUUUCCAUUCAAGGAGGGGAGUUGGGGUGGGGCAGUUUUUGUCUGCUGUGUCUUAACCUAGGGAAGGGUUAAAUGGCUUUUUAUACUAUUGCAUCUUCUGUAUUUACCAUCAAUUCAUUGUGUUGUAAUUAAAAAAAAACUGUCAAUAAAUAAGAGAACAGAAAAAUG
Messenger RNA from Heterocephalus glaber (naked mole-rat), 11121 nucleotides. Lineage: Eukaryota; Metazoa; Chordata; Mammalia; Rodentia; Bathyergidae. The record is from RefSeq and is a predicted model, not a curated record.